Mercenaria mercenaria is the source of this 4160-nucleotide messenger RNA. RefSeq lists its product as uncharacterized. Bases 105 to 2141 code for a protein of 678 amino acids. The transcript is spliced from 5 exons. The record is from RefSeq and is a predicted model, not a curated record. Lineage: Eukaryota; Metazoa; Mollusca; Bivalvia; Venerida; Veneridae.
ACUAUUGACCCGUUCACCGGAAAAAACGUAAGACUUACAUUAUACGACUCCGGGUUAAUCGUCCUAUCGUCUGCGCAAAUAUCGGAAUACCACCUUUACAGGAAAUGGCGGCAAAUGAAACACCUUCAGAAAUAUAUGUGGAGAACAUUCAACUGAAGGAAGAAAUUGCAGACCUGAAACGGUUUAAAGAAAGAAUAAAACAGCAUUCUGGCGUUACAAACGAAGGUCCAGUCACAGAUGAAAAGGAGCAUUGGUUGCGGUUUUUGUAUGAUAGAGAUACCAGAGUUGUUAUAGAUAGAACCCCUACGUGCAACAAAUUUUGCACACAAUUUGUAUUGAAGACUAUGUUGAAAGUGCUGUUGAUAGUUCUUGUUGCUGGCUGUGUGACAACUGCGUAUGUGGUGACAGAAAGAAGACAUGACAGUACACUGCAGUCUUUGGUUUCCGCUGUAACAUCAUCUAACAAAGAGUCGCCUGGUGUUUACGGCGGCAUUUUACCUUUUGUCGCUAAUAAUGGUGGAAACACAGUUAAAGACACCCUACAGAAGAAUUACUUAAACAUAGGGUUGCGUCAAGACUACCAACUUCAAGAAUGUCAAGGGCCAGCACUUAAACAAUCUUUCCCCGAUGUGGAUUAUUCUCUACUUGGCUAUAACAUAUUAAAAGGCUUCCCGCUCGCCACUGGUCACGAUCCUGGCUUCACAUACCCAAUUUUUCGGCAUGAUUACUCUUCUGGUGGCAUGACCGCCGACUGCCGGUACAGUGUACCACGUGGCCUUGUGAUUAUCCCGGAUGUCUCGUGCGUAACUUCGUUUUCAUCAACAACAAUACAAACAAAAUACGAGUUUUCAAAGGCAUUGUCAGUUUCCGCUAGUGUAAGUGGAGGUGGCUGGGGAGUGAGUUUUUCUGCAAGUGCAGGCUACAAGCAAUCUUCAUCAGAAAUGUCCACCGGAGAAUCAGUCUACAUUAUAUCGUCUGCUCAUUGUAACUACUACUUUAGUAAGCUGAUAACGGAAGAGGCUCCACAGUUUGACAAUGUCUUUGUCAAAUGGAUUCACAAACUGAAUGAAACGGAUUGGGAUCCUGAAUUGUACUUCGAAUUCUUCGAAACAUACGGGACACACUUUCCAACCGAGGUUACAUUUGGCGCAAAAUUUAUCUACGAGCAUAAAAUGUCGUCUUCUAAGUAUGAACGUGAAAAGAAAAGCGGGGUCAAUGUUGCUGUCCAAGCAAGCUAUUCGGGGUUUGUCAGUGUAGGUGGUGGCUUCAAUUUAGAUUCCGAGCAAAGACAAGCAGCGUCCGAAUUCUCGAAAUCAGUUGAAACCAAGACAAUUACUGUUGGUGCUGCUCCGCCCGCAAACGGCGAUGCUAUGACAUGGGCGUCAGAGGUUAAAACAAGUCCAGUGCCAACAGCAUAUAAAUUAUUAUCGAUUGAACUUUUGUUUACUGACAGAUACAUGGGAAAAAUGAACGUAGACUACGAACGUAUUCGUAAUAAUAUAGACACUAAGAAACAUGAAUAUUGUCUAUAUCUUCGGAGACAAGGGAAAGUUGAGUCAUGUGAUAGUUUGGUUGCCGGAGUUGAGUUAGCAAAAACCAGAUUAUACGGUAAUUACAAAGAAAUGAAGGUUGCUCUGAGUUCGGAAUGUAUCGAAAAAUGUCUGGAAGAAGUAGAGUGUGUUGCAGUGGCAAUUUGCAUUACUUGCGAUAGUAGCAAUUUUGCUUUCAAUACUUGCUAUAUGUACACAGAAAGUAAAUACUCGACUUCAGCAGAUAGAACCGAAACAGAAAAUGCAGUUUGGCAAAGCAAUAUAUUUCCAGAGAAAAUGAAGUCUCAGAUUGAAUUUAGCGACACAGCAGUUGUCGGCGUCCCACGCGGAUUUGAAAAGGAUCAAGACAAAACUGCAAGCCAGAGAAAAUGCCACGAGCUUUGCAUCAAGGACGCCCACUGCGUUGCGUAUACGCACUGCGACUGUCCGAACAAAAUAGUUAAGUGCAAUAUGUAUAGCAAGGAGAGAAUAUCGGGGUUGGAAAAGGAGUCUGGCACGAAAGCAUUUUUUAUAUCGAGCCGUCAGCAUGUUAUAACAACUAGACCGGUACCGACAACUGCAACCAAUGCAUCAGAGGACAGCAACAUAUGAAUUAUCUCAAAUUGAGAAUUAAAGGGAAAGGCAACGUUAUUCUUAUGUUAAUUUACUGCUAGGAUUUCUUUAAUCAGUCAAAGAAAUGAAAGAAUUUUCAAAAUCGGCUUAAAAAUAAAAAAGUUAUGAGCUUUUAAAUAUUUGAUCAAAAUGGCGGCCAUUUUGUUUCCAUGGCAACAAAAAACAAAAUGGCGGACUGAUUAAAUUUCAUGGUACAUAUUUGAACUGUGUUUACCUAUUUCUGUAAAAUAAGUUCUCUACUUUUUCCAGCUAUAAUCAAGGAAAUUACUAUGUUUUACAUCUUAUACUAAAGAAACAUAUAACAUUAAUCUAUUGAAAAGGUUAUUUGCUGAAAAAAUCAGCAGUGUGUAAAUGACGUCAUAAACACACUAAAAUGACUAUCUCCAUGAUCAGCCAUUUUCUUAAAUUUCAAACUGCCAUAGCUUUUUCAAAAGUGGUCCGAUUUUAAAAAUUCUUUCAGCGUUAUGAAAGGCUUGAGGGUGACAUUCAUAUCAAAAUUAACAUAUUGUAAGGCAAUCCUUGCCCUUUAAUAAUCUUUUUCUUUAUGUGUGCGAAUGAUUGAUUUUUAAUGAACACUGAUCAUUUCUGCGUUACCACGGUAUAUUGAUCACGAAUUUACUACUUCAUGCCCUGUCUAACACAAAGGUAAAACAGAUGUAUGAAUGGUUGAUCUAUAACGGAUAGAAUGAUUGAUUUUUAACCGGUACUAAGUGAGUCCAUAAAAUUCAAUGAUAACCAGAAUAUAAAGCUAUACAAUAUCGGAUCCACAACAAUAUGAUAGUACUAUAUCUGUUAUGAUGUUUCAUUACAAGUUGAAUAUAUAUACCCAUUAAAAAUUCGUAAACUAUCCCAUUUUAGGGCCUUAAUAAACAGGGUUUUUUUUAAAAUUUAAAACCACCGGGAUUAAUUAGAGAAUAGCAGUAAUUGAUCUUUUAAGGACGAUAACUACAUGUAAAGAGUGUGCCAUCUCCAUAAAUUGUUGUCUUUAACGGACAAAAAUGAAAUUCCAUGUAAUGCCCAUGAAUGGUUGAUUCAGUCAUGAUAAGCAAUGUCCAAUGUACAAUUACAAGAUCCAGUGCAAUGACAACGAAUCAAUUUUAUACCUAUUUGAAUGCUGUCUCUAUAUAACUUUUUAUAUAUAUGAUGGUAUGCCUCAAGAAAACUAAUAUAAUAGAUCUCCAUGUUUUCUAUUGUAAUGGGUGUCAAGUUUUCUUUGAAUUUCAAUUCAAUUUCAGUUAAUUAAGUGUUAUAAUACACAGUCAGCUUUUAACCUUUGUCUUGCAUAGCUGUUAUAGGGAUGGGCACGAAUACUAAAUUAAUAUUCGAAUAUUCGAUUUGCCAUAUUCGAAUAUUCGGCUUAUUUAAUGAAAGCUUUAAAUACUUAAUAAGUGAUUGGCAUAUACACAAUAUAUUCUGUUGUUUAAAACGCGAAUCAUCGUAAUAAACAUGGACUGUUGGAUAAAAUUGCAAUGGCUGUGGUUUUUUAGUCAAGAUAAGGGAAAAUAAAUAAACAUUGAUAAUUGUAUUCACAAAUGUACAUCCAUAAAUCAACGUGUCAAAUUUUAUUCAAGUGUAGCUGAUACAGCUACAAAAAUAUCACUAUAAUAAAUGUAUGAUGGUAACUACAAGCAACUUUUAUUUUUUUUACAAAACAGGAGCCAAUUAAAAUGAACAAAAGAUGAAAUGGCUUCACAUUUACGCCUGUUGCAAACUGUUAAUCAGUAACUGUGGCCCCUGGACAAUUUUUGACACGCGAUAAACAAACACGACAAAACAAACGGUUUUAUUCUGCAUAAUUAGCAUGCAUAUGUUGCUCAAAAUCAACGCUACCUGUUUUGAAAAAAGAAAAUAUACACUAAUGUACAAAUAUUCGAAUUUGAUAUUCAUAUUCGUUCCCAUCCCUACUUUUUACGGUAUGCCUUUAACACAAAUAUUUAUUGUAAUGUGUGUCCGAUUUUCUUUCCAAGUUAAUUUACUAUUAAAAGUCACAUUUUCUGA